CGCGCGCAGGUCCGCGGGGAGGAGCGGCCUGCCAGAGGGCCCACCCCGGGGCGUCACUGUAGGGCGCCCUCGGCCGCCCCCGCCGCCCCCCAGAUGUACUAUGCGCUUUCCCAGGCGCGCGUGAACGCGGCCCCCGCGACCAUGCUGCGGCCACAGCGGCCCGGAGACGUGCAGCUCGGGGCCUCCCUGUACGAGCUGGUGGGCUACCGGCAGCCGUCUUCCCUCUCCUCCUCCUCCUCCUCCUCCUCCUCGUCCACCUCCUCCUCCUCCACGACGGCCCCCCUCCUCCCCAAGGCGGCGCGCGAGAAGCCGGAGGCGCCCGCCGAGCCGCUGGGUACGGGAGCCGGGCCCGGCGCGCACGCGGGCGGCGGCUCCCGGGCGGACGCCAAAGAGGAGCAGCAACAGCAGCUGCGGCGCAAGAUCAACAGCCGCGAGCGGAAGCGCAUGCAGGACCUGAACCUGGCCAUGGACGCGCUGCGCGAGGUCAUCCUGCCCUACUCGGCGGCGCACUGCCAGGGCGCGCCCGGCCGCAAGCUUUCCAAGAUCGCCACGCUGCUGCUCGCCCGCAACUACAUCCUGCUGCUGGGCAGCUCGUUGCAGGAGCUGCGCCGCGCGCUGGGCGAGGGCGCCGGGCCCGCCGCGCCGCGCCUGCUGCUGGCCGGCCUGCCCCUGCUGGCCGCCGCGCCCGGCUCCGUGCUGCUGGCGCCCGGCGCCGUGGGGCCUCCCGACGCGCUGCGCCCGGCCAAGUACCUGUCGCUGGCGCUCGACGAGCCGCCGUGCGGCCAGUUCGCGCUCCCCGGCGGCGGCGCGGGCGGCGGCGCGGCGGGCCCGGGCCUCUGCACCUGCGCCGUCUGCAAGUUCCCGCACCUCGUCCCCGCCGGCCUGGGCCUGGCCGCCGUGCAGACUCAGUUUUCCAAGUGAGAGCCCGCCCGGGCCCGGGGCGCAACCUCGGCCCCGCGUUCUGCCGCCCCGCUUCUCUGCGCGCCCCUCCCGCCCUGCACCCGGGGACAGCCGGGCCGGGCACGGAGGACACUUCCAACCUUCCCGGCCCGAGGAAGGGACUGUGGGGCGCCCCCUUCCCCGCCCCCACCCCGGGGAAAUUAAAGUGACGCGAGCGGAUGUUCGACGGAGCGCCGGGGACGUUUGGGGUUCUGAGCGGAUUCCUGCCUCUUUGGGCGGCAAGCGCUCGCUCCCAGCCCCACUCUUGCCCAGCGUCCGUCUCCCCCGGUCCCGGAGUCGUGUGCCUGGUGGUGGUGGUGGCGGGGCGGGGUGCGGUGGGUUUUAAGGCACCGCGCGCCUUGCUCUGGGUGAGUCAGGAGACCAGUCCCAGCGCCAAGGCUCAAAGAGGCGACACCUGCCAAGUCAGGGGGCCUAAUGGCCCCUCUCCGAGGGCAGGGAAAGAGUUCUUUUCCUUCUCCCCAGCCAGAGGUCACAGGCACCCUUGUUCCCACCAGCCUGGUCCUGUCACGGGAGGCUGCCUGACCUCAGGAAGCCGAGAAAACCCAAUUAGUCCGUGCAGACGGCCCCGGGCUUAGCAGGACCGACCUCGGCGGCGGCCGCACGGUUGGCACCGCGGUGCCGCGGGAGGCGGGCGCGCUGGCUUGGGAGGUCGGUCCGCUUUUGUACCCUGGCUGUUAGAGUGCAAUUUUUGAGACUCGCAUAACCAGGUGUUUUGUGGCGGAGAGUAUUCGCUCUUACGUCCUGGGAUCUUCUUCAAAAGACAGUUCAGAACCUGAGAUUCUCCAGUGUGUUUCCCCUUCCCCCAGGGUAGCGUAACCAACGGCGCUUGCUUAGAAACAAAACCAACCACCAUUGACGCAGGCGGCGUUCUCGGUUCACUAAAACAGGUAACAAGGCACUUCGCAGCCGCCAGCCCGUCUUGUCCGAAAGCGGGAUCGAGCGCUAAUUAACGUUCUCCUUGCAAGACGCCGAGGAAGACCUGACGCCCCACCCGCGCGGCUCGGCGGGUCCCCGCUGCGGUGGCGAUGGCGAGGUGGCGCUUUCCGUGCUGUCCCUUGGGGUGAGGGAUCUUUGAAAAGCGCUUUCGGCAGGUCCUCUCGCAGCUUUACAGUUGAAGAACUAGAUGGCCGGUCCUGAUUUGUCACAGACGUUAACAAAUUAUUUCACCCGAGAUUAUUUGAUGACCUUUCAGCAGCUUGCUUUGAAUUCUGUGUUUAAGGUUUUUUUGGUUGUUGGUAGUAGCC
This is a messenger RNA of Hyaena hyaena (striped hyena), 2204 nucleotides long. RefSeq names its product oligodendrocyte transcription factor 1 (gene OLIG1). The record is from RefSeq and is a predicted model, not a curated record. Gene Ontology annotation, molecular function: protein dimerization activity. The transcript has a single exon. The coding region runs from base 94 to 921 and encodes 275 amino acids. Lineage: Eukaryota; Metazoa; Chordata; Mammalia; Carnivora; Hyaenidae.